AUGGAAGAACAGCCAGAAAAGGUCCAAAUCGCUGCCGGGCCGACUGAUAUCGCACUGGUCCAUGUGCCUAGCCAGCACAUGGAAAGUGUACCGGAAAAGUCUACGGCGACGGCGUUCUCAAGCACGCUGACCUCGACGAUCAAAAGCCUGAACGAGCGUCUCGAGGCGCUGUCCGCUUUUGAGGCCCGUGGUAUCGCCCGAGUCCCACCAGAGGAACGACAGCUUCCUUCGACUUCCAGCGACGUGCAGAUCGCACUACUGUGGUUCAGCGCCAACAUCUCAUGCAACAACCUUAUCGUCGGCCUUUAUGGCCCGAUGCUGUUCCAACUUGGGUUCCUAGACAGCGCUAUACAGUUCCUCGACCCAGUGGUUGUUCUUAGGUAUUUCUUCGGAUGGUGGCCAGCCAAGCUUCCAACCGUUCUGAACAUUAUUCUCAUGAUAGGCUACUGCUGUAUUGACGGGAUCCUUGGCGGUCAAAUCCUCUCAGCUGUCAGUGAUGGUACCGUAUCCAUUGCCGUUGGUAUUGUCAUCGUGAACUUGGUCUGUUGGGUCAUCGUACUGUUCGGCAUGAGACCCUUUCAGCAAUACGAGAGGUUUGCCUGGAUUCCCCAACUCUUGGUACUGUUCGUACUCAUCGGCUGUGCCGGGCCCGCCUUUGAUGUCUCCUCUGCUUCGGUCGGAGAUGCGGCCACUGUGGCGGCAAACAGGCUUUCAUUUCUAUCCAUGUGCCUGUACGUACCAAAUUCAUGGUCGGCAGCUGCUUCGGACUUCUUCGUCUACUAUCCGGAGACGACUGCGCCGCUCAAGGUUGCGUCUCUGACCAUUAUCGGUUUGUGGCUGGCGUUCGGUUUGGUGUACAUGAUCGGCAUCGGACUAGGUAGCGGGAUCAUGAUGAAUACCUCAUGGGCUACGGCUUUUGACACAUCUACUGGCGCUCUGGUAGAGGUCGCUUUCCGGCCACUGCAUGGCUUUGGCAAGUUCUGUGCUGUAAUAUUGGCACUGGGACUCAUCAGCAAUAGCGUUCCUGGCACAUACUCUGCUACUAUGUGUGCCCAAGUCCUUGGUAGAGCUUUCCAAGCCACCCCGCGAUGGAUCUGGAGUUCGUUUCUUCUUGGUUGGCUUGGUGCCGUGUUGGGUAUGUACCAGACAUGGUAUAUAGGACCGUUGGCAAAGCUUGCCAACCUCUCUGAUGUCGGAGUCUGGAUUGGUAUGGCAUUCACAUUGGUGUCGUUCCCCGUGCUGAGGUACUGGGAACUCUCAAAGUUUGGUCGAUGA
Molecule: messenger RNA, 1275 nt
Organism: Diaporthe amygdali
Lineage: Eukaryota; Fungi; Ascomycota; Sordariomycetes; Diaporthales; Diaporthaceae
Product: permease
Exons: 6
Coding region: 1-1275 (424 amino acids)
Biological process (GO): transmembrane transport
Cellular component (GO): fungal-type vacuole membrane; plasma membrane
Molecular function (GO): transmembrane transporter activity
Source: RefSeq, a predicted model, not a curated record